This is a messenger RNA of Trichechus manatus latirostris (Florida manatee), 1024 nucleotides long. It is a transcript of the gene ZNF346, whose product is annotated as zinc finger protein 346. NCBI's taxonomy places the organism in Eukaryota, Metazoa, Chordata, Mammalia, Sirenia, Trichechidae. Gene Ontology annotation, molecular function: double-stranded RNA binding; zinc ion binding. The coding region runs from base 1 to 912 and encodes 303 amino acids. The record is from RefSeq and is a predicted model, not a curated record. The transcript is spliced from 7 exons.
AUGGAAUAUCCCGCGUUGGGCACCGUGGAGGCCGCGGACGGCGGAGGGGCCGGGCCGUACAACAGCUCGGAGGGGCGGGAGGGCCGGGGACCGGACGGGGCGCGCCGCGUAUGGGAAGCGGUGUCCGGGGCCCAACCUGCGGGAAGGGAGGAAGUGGAGCACAUGAUCCAGAAGAACCAAUGUCUAUUCACCAACACCCAGUGUAAGGUGUGCUGCGCCUUGCUUAUAUCUGAGUCCCAGAAGCUGGCACAUUACCAGAGCAAAAAACAUGCCAACAAAGUGAAGAGAUACCUAGCAAUCCAUGGAAUGGAGACAUUAAAGGGGGAAACGAAGAAGCUAGACUCAGAUCAGAAGAACAACAGAAGCAAAGACAAGAACCAGUGCUGCCCCAUCUGUAACAUGACCUUUUCCUCCCCUGUCGUGGCCCAGUCACACUACCUGGGGAAGACCCACGCAAAGAACUUAAAGCUGAAGCAGCAAUCCACUAAGGUGGAAGCUCUGUUGAAACACCUUACAAACCCUUUUUUUGUGGCCUCCACCUUAGCCUUGCACCAGAACAGAGAAAUGAUAGACCCAGACAAGUUCUGCAGCCUCUGCCACGCAACUUUCAACGACCCUGUCAUGGCUCAACAGCAUUACGUGGGCAAGAAACACAGGAAACAGGAGACCAAGCUCAAACUCAUGGCACACUAUGGGCGGCUGGCAGACCCAGCUGUCACUGACUCAUCAGCUGGGAAGGGCUACCCCUGCAAGACAUGUAAGAUAGUGCUGAACUCCAUAGAGCAGUACCAAGCUCAUGUCAGCGGCUUCAAGCACAAGAACCAGUCACCAAAAGUAAUGGCAUCGCCCCUGAGCCAGAUUCCAAUGCAAGGGCAACCCAUUCAGAAAGACUCCACCACCUUGGAAGACUAGCAGUGUUUCUGCUCAGCACCCCCGGUCGGACCAGCCAUGAGCCAGUGUCACGUGACUGGUCAGCUGUUGGCUCCUUCUUACUCCUUUCUUACACUGGAGAGUGCAUAUGCCU